GGGCGCACCCCGAGCCACGGUCACACGGCUGCAUAAUUGUGCCCGCCCGCCGGCCCCCGGGGACGUGACACAUCGCACGCACGAAGCCUGCCUGCCUGCCGCUUUUGGCUCCGCCCGCCGUGCCGCCCGUGAGGCCGGCAGCUUUGCAUGAGGAGGCGGAGGAUGGGGGCACUGCACGUCGUCGGCGAGCCCAGGGUCAGCUUCCAGCAGCCUCCUGCCGUCGCCGCCGCCGGCAAGAGCGGUGGCCACGGCCCCGUCGUCGAGGAGAUCCACGGCCUCAUACGCGUCUACAAGGACGGCCACGUCGAGCGGCCCCCGGCGAUCCCCGACGUGCCCUGCACGUGGGGCGGCACGGCGCCCGGCGCGCCGGGCGGCGUCGCGGCGAGGGACGUGGUGGUCGACCGCGCCACGGGGGUGUGGGCGCGGCUGUACGCGCCGGUGGCGGGAGGCGGGCUCCCCGUCGUGGUGUACUUCCACGGCGGCGGGUUCUGCGUCGGCUCCGCGGCCUGGAGCUGCUACCACGAGUUCCUCGCGCAGCUCGCCGCGCGGGCGGGCUGCGCCGUCAUGUCCGUGGACUACCGCCUCGCGCCCGAGCACCGCCUACCCGCCGCGUUCGACGACGGGCUCGCGGCGGUGCGCUGGCUGCGGCACCAGGCGCAGGCGGCCGCGGCCCCCGACGAGGUCUCCUGGUGGCGGGCCCGCUGCGCCUUCGACCGCGUGUUCCUCAUGGGGGACAGCGCGGGCGCCAACAUCGCCUUCCACGUCGCCGCGCGGCUGGGCCAGGGCCACCUCGGCGCGCUGUCCCCGCUCGCCGUCAGGGGCGCCGUCCUGGUCCAGCCCUUCUUCGGCGGCGAGGUCCGCACCGCGUCGGAGAGGACCAUGGCCCAGCCGCCGCGGUCCGCCCUGACGCUCCCGACCUCCGACACCUACUGGCGCCUAGCGCUGCAGGCCGGCGCCGGGCGCGACCACCCCUGGUGCAACCCGCUGUCCCGCGCCGCGCCGAGCCUGGAGGCCCUCCCGCUGCCGCCCCUCCUGGUGUGCGUCUCGGAGGCGGACGUCCUGCGCGACCGCAACCUGGAGCUGUGCCGGGCCCUGCGCAGGGCCGGCAAGGGCGUGGAGCAGGCCGUGUACGGCGGCGUCGGGCACGCGUUCCAGGUGCUGCACAACUGCCACCUGUCCCAGCCGCGGACGCAGGAGAUGCUCGCGCACAUCAAGGCCUUUGUCAGCGCCAGGUAGCCGCCACCGCCGCCGCCGCUGCUAACACUAUCUCGCCGUGUUUGUUAAUCCAUCGUCCGCCUAGCCCAAUCGAAGAGUGGAUGCCGUGUAAGCAACCCAGCUUGUGAAGUCACAAACUUUGAACUACGUGUACUCCAGCUAAAAGCGUCCAAUGCCCAACUCGGAUUGUUGCAGUCGUAGCGGUGUCGGAAAGCAAAAGCCUUGGCAGAAAACAAAACAACAAAAAAGAAGAUGUACAUGUACGAUGUGGUCGCUCCAUGUGUGUGUGUGAUUGCUGCGCAUUUCUUAUUAACACGAACAAAGCCCCUGAGUCCUGAUAC
Messenger RNA from Panicum hallii, 1556 nucleotides. Its product is annotated as probable carboxylesterase 17. The transcript has a single exon. Lineage: Eukaryota; Viridiplantae; Streptophyta; Magnoliopsida; Poales; Poaceae. The record is from RefSeq and is a predicted model, not a curated record. Gene Ontology annotation, molecular function: hydrolase activity. Bases 148 to 1236 code for a protein of 362 amino acids.